Molecule: messenger RNA, 1759 nt
Organism: Exserohilum turcica Et28A
Lineage: Eukaryota; Fungi; Ascomycota; Dothideomycetes; Pleosporales; Pleosporaceae
Exons: 4
Coding region: 1-1725 (574 amino acids)
Biological process (GO): intra-Golgi vesicle-mediated transport
Cellular component (GO): trans-Golgi network; TRAPPII protein complex
Source: RefSeq, a predicted model, not a curated record
AUGGCUGCAGGUACGGCCGAAGCGCAACCGCGCACAAGUCUUGACUUUGCCGAAAGCUCCGUUCUUGAAGCUGUCGUCCCUGCAAAGUCUGAGGUCGACAUCAAGGGCGCAAUCGAGUCGUGGGAUGGAGUGGCAGACGACGAUGGCUCCAUAUUACCAUUCCUGUCCCAGCGCCAAGUGCUUCUCCUCGAUGAACUGCUGGCUGUGUAUGUUGUUUUUCGAGCACCGCUGUUGGAAGAUGCCACCCUAAAGGCGUACCUUGCAAGAUUGGUAGUCAAUGUAGAAGCAUUCGCCUUCAGCACGGCUCCGCCACCCGAGCAAGACCCCAAAUCCGGAUCCAUGAAGGAACUUAUUUACUCUGGUACGAUCAAGCCAACUGACGAGCCGACUAUUGUGAAUCAUGUUGAGGGGGACGAUGCCCACACUUUUGUCAUCUGGAAGGUAGACAUCUUUAUUGCCCGUCCUCAAGGAAGGUUCCACAAGCCUGCAGUUUACUUCCAGCCUGUGGCUUCCUUCAAGCCCGCCGAAAGGCCAGAGCACGAUGCGCUGGAAGACGACUAUCUCCCGAGUCGCAUGCCCACACCACUGAAUCUGCUCCAGUCGUUUGAAAAUGACCCUGCUCUCGUUGGUAUCCACCCCCGGCUGUCGUCUAUGCGCAUCAACAAAGUUACUCUGAGUGCUCCUGUUGCGCGAGAAAUGGUCCGCCCUAUCCAGAAUGGCCAGAAACCCAUAUUCAGGGUGCUGCCGCCGUUAAUUUGGAGGAUACGAUAUUCCAGACUCCAUGCGCCACUCAGUGAUCUGUCAUUGAUCGCUUCCCUGGAUCUUGAAGUCGCGCAAUUCGCUACAUACAACGUUAACGUUAAGAAAGUCGACUUGACAUUACACGGAGGCAAGGUCAAAGAGUUGAGCGAACAGCAAGACGCGGAAGUCAGCCACAGACCCGGUAAUCAAUUGACCUAUCUGUACAAAAUCACACCGGAUCUCGCCCCUGAUGGGACUCCAGCACUUGGGGCCAAGGGCCACUAUCUGACUCUGACUGUUGAGGCCAAAGUCACCAUGGCUAGCGAUUGCCGACCAGACAUUGCUAUCGAAUGGAAAACACCCGUCGAUUUCACAUCUGAACAGAUGUCUGCUCAUGCCAAGGCAUCCCAACGUCUCAGCGGCUCUACGAUGCAAACGACAAACACGGCUAACCCUGAUGCCCUUCCUGGUGUUGAUGCUCAGGAGCCGCAUGAGCAUGGUCAUUCGAACAAGGACGUAAAUGUCACACUCACAGUGUCCGGGCCGCCCAGCGUGCGCGUUGGUGAUAUCUUCACAUGGGAUGUUUUCAUCGUCAACCGAUCCGACAAGACGCGGAGGCUAGCAAUCUUGGUUAUUGUGAAGCGACCAAGAGAUAUUGAGAAGCACGUGUCUCGUCCGUCUACGUCGUCGGCAGUCGUUCCUCGCAUCGACAGGCGAGAGCUUCUUGCGACGGCGGUUACCGAUGAGAAUGUCGUCUAUGCCAAGCAGAAGAGUGCGAAGACAGAGGCGGCAGACCUGGUCUGCUUGGCAACCGACAUCCGCGUAGGGCAACUCUCACCAGGUUCCUGCUAUACGGCAGAUCUCAAGUUUCUCGCACUUGCUGCGGGCGUAUUGUCUGUGGAAGCCAUACGUGUGGUCGAUCUUGUGACGAAUGAGACUGUAGAUAUCCGCGACUUGCCCAGCAUUGUUGCUGUGGCGCCAUGAGCAGAGCCUAGAGGAGAAUAUACCCAGAUGACCC